AUGGCAACUGAUUCUCGAACGUAUGUUGAUACGGAUGAUAUUCUUCAAUGUAUUAUAAAUGAUGCUAAAGCUGGUUAUAUGGAAUCUCGAUGUCGAGAUUAUUUAGAUGUACGAACAUAUAGACAUGCGAUUUGUUUUGAUACAGGAGAAUAUUUUGAUGCAUUAGAAUUAUAUGCUCCUGUUGGGUCAUUAACUAUUCAAAAAAUAAUUGAUGAUCAUCAAGAUUUAGAUACAAUUCAUUUACGACGACCAGCACCUGUUAUUCUACCAAUAAUAAUAUCAAAAAUUUGUAAUGAUGCUAAUUCAUAUGUAAUUCCAUCAGAAAUACUUAAUAUUCAUGCUAUUCUUCCUCGUUCACCACGUUAUCAACUCGAAGCUAUUAUAUGUGAACUAAAUCAACAUUUUAUUGUUUUCAUAAAAAAUUUAGAAACAAAUAAAUGGUAUUAUUAUCAACAUGAUUAUACAUGUGAACAAUUAAAUAAUGAUUUAAAUGAUAAUUUGAAUGAUAUAAUUGAGUCAAGAUCAGUGAAUGAACAAAUACGUUUAAUAGAAUCAGCACAUUUUCUUUUAUCAUUAAUUUUUCAUAAUGCAGUAAAAUAUAUUUAUAGACAAGAAGAAAAAUGA
This is a messenger RNA of Rotaria sordida, 624 nucleotides long. The record is from the annotation of a GenBank genome assembly. NCBI's taxonomy places the organism in Eukaryota, Metazoa, Rotifera, Eurotatoria, Philodinida, Philodinidae.